AUGGUUUUGGUGCGGGAAAAGGAGAAUGAUGGAGAAGACAGUCUUCUAAAAGUGGUUGAUAUUCAAAAAUUGCCAGUCAAUUUUCAUCGAGCUGUUUGUAUUCACUCCUCACUUCAAUUUAUCGACUUAUUAAUGCAAUCUUUGAUGUUUACGUAAGUUUUAUCACAUAUUUUCGUUUCAAAUUUCAUAAAUAUAUUUCAGACAUGGAUUUUCUUCUACACCAGUCAUUGCGAGUAAUGCAAAUCAAAGAUUUUCGCGAACUUUGGACGCAUUUGAAAAAAUCAGAACCGAAUUGUGUGCAGUUUUUCGAUCAAAACAUAGAAAAAGUUUAUCAGAAGUCGCAAUUUUGAUUGGAACAUCUCCAAUGCGACCAAGUUAUACUUAUCAAGUGCCUAUUGAAGUAUGUGAUGCAGAUGAUUCAACAGAUGAAAGUUGUGGAGAAACAUGCGCCUCGUUGAAUGAUAAUGAGAGAAGAAAAAUCAAUCGAGAUCUUUUCAUGGUUAGUUUUGUCUGAAGAUUUGAGCAAAACUUAUUCGAUAAUUUUUCAGCUGCGACAAAAUUCAGAUUCGAAAGUUGACGAAAAACUUUUACGCGCUAAAAACAAUCGAAUGUUUAUUUUCGUAAAAGGAAAUGAUGGAAUGGUCAGCGAAUUCAUUGAAGAAGAAGAUCCAAAUUUUUGCUCAAAAGCUUUAACUCAAUCAAAAUACACAUUUACUCAUCAUCGAUGCACUUGUCAAGGAGGAAUUAAUCGAUUAUCUUCUAAUUCAUCUGGAAAAUGGCUUCGAAUUGUUCCAUUUGUUGUGCAUCCACGGGAUUGA
Molecule: messenger RNA, 818 nt
Organism: Caenorhabditis angaria
Lineage: Eukaryota; Metazoa; Nematoda; Chromadorea; Rhabditida; Rhabditidae
Source: the annotation of a GenBank genome assembly